AUGCACACACAAGUUGAAGAAAAUGACUUGCUGAAACGAAUAUGGGAGCUAGAACCAGAACCAGUUUCCCUCAAGAAGCGUCUAACGCAAGAAGAACAGGCUUGUGAAGACUACUACGAUGCUACCACUCGAAGAGAUGAGUCUGGCCGAUACGUUGUGAAUCUUCCUUUCCGAUGCGCGGAUCCUCCAUGUAAGUAUGGAAACUCGAAGAACAUUGCCAUGAAGAGACUUCAAGGUCUUGAACGGAAGUUCUUGAAACACCCUGAAAUUAAAAAACAAUACACAGAGGUGAUUAAUGAGUACUUGACACUUGGGCACAUGGAAAAGAUCACAGAUGAAACUCAAAGAAACAAACCUGAUGCGGUAUAUCUGCCACAUCAUGCGGUGAUUAGGGAGGAUAAGAGCACUACCAAGUUGAGGGUGGUUUUUGAUGCAUCGUGCAAGGGAACGAACGGCUUUUCCUUGAACGAUACCUUAAUGGUAGGACCCACACUGCAAGCAGAUUUACGACACAUUAUCAUGAAGUGGCGCGUUCAUCCUAUAUGCCUGUCUGCUGAUGUUAUUAAAAUGUUCAGACAGGUAAGAGUUUCUGAAGAACACGUCGAUUUUCAACGAAUUGUGUGGAGAGAAAGACCGGAAGAGGAGAUUGAAGAUUAUCGCAUUUUGGUUGUGUCGUUUGGUACCGGUUGUGCACCUUACUUAGCGGUCAAAACAAUGCAAAGAAUUGCUUGUGAUGAAGGUCAUAAAUAUCCAUUGGCCGCUGAGAGGAUAAAAUCAGAUGUGUACAUCGAUGAUGUCAUGACAGGGUGUCAAUCGGAAGCCGAAGCAAUCGAAGUCUACAAGCAGUUAAACCAACUCCUAGCAAAGGGUGGUUUCAAAUUGCAGAAAUGGACAAGCAAUUCUAACAAACUCUUAGAAGUUUUUAAAGAAGAUACAGGAAGAGAUGUAGAGAUAAAGCAAGAUCAAGUAACGAAAGUUUUAGGACUUACCUGGAACAGAACUACUGAUGAAUUUGAUUACUCGGUGAAGCUGCCUCCGCGCGCCGCCACGUCCGCACCUGAAACAAAAAGAAAAAUUAUUUCCGAGAUUUCACGUCUGUUUGACCCACUAGGUUGGAUUGCACCAUGCAUAAUUACCUCAAAGGUUUUCAUUCAACGACUGUGGAUCGCUGGAAUGGGUUGGGAUGAUGAGCUGCCGCCGGAGCUUCUGAAACAGUGGGAAUCAUAUCGCAGUGAAUUAAACAAAUUGAUAAAUUUUCACAUACCGAGAUGGGUUGACACCACGAAUGACGCCAAGGUUGAACUACAUGGAUUCAGCGAUGCUUCCAAUAUUGCUUACGCGGCCGUCAUCUACAUCCGUGUGAUUGAUCCAAUCGGUAAUGUUCAAACCCACUUAAUUACUGCCAAGUCCAAAGUAGCACCGAUAAAACAAGUAUCCAUUCCGCGACUCGAGUUGUGUGGUGCUGUCCUUGUGAGUAACUUGCUGGUUGAGGUAGCCGAAGUGCUGGGAGUACCGAAGUCUCGCCUACAUGCGUGGACUGACUCUACAGUGGUGUUGGCAUGGCUAAACGAUCACCCAAGUCGAUGGAAGACGUUUGUAGCCAACCGCACGUCGGAAAUCCUCGGUCUUCUGGACAAUUCACAGUGGUCUCAUGUACAAUCAAAGGACAACCCCGCCGAUAUUGCGUCGCGAGGCACUACUCCAACUGAGCUUUUACAUAAUCCUCUUUGGCUACAAGGACCAAGUUGGUUACGCGGCGAAUCUUUGAAUUACGGCAGACCUAGCUCUAUAAACCACAACGACGAAGAAAAAGUAGUCCGCGUUCAUGCGACGGCGAUAACUCCCGAAGAUGAAGAUAAUUGGUUGUGGGACAGAUUUUCUUCGUUACGAAAGCUGGUCAGAGUAGUCGCUCUUUGCAAAAGGUUCAUAAAAAGAUGUCGCGAGCCCAAACUCAAGUUGUUACCUUACAUUUCUGUGUCCGAAAUAAAGGAGUCUCUACAGCUAUGCAUUCUGAAAUGUCAAAAAACCUGGUUCCAAGAUGACCUUCGAACUCUCCAUUCAAAGGAAAAGGUUAGCAAGAGUAGUCCCCUUUCUUCGCUGUCGCCGUUUCUUGACGACGACGGAAUUUUAAGAGUUGGUGGGAGAAUUCGUCAUUCCGAAUUACCACCUGAAAGCAAGCACCCUAUUGUUGUCCCAAAUAAAUCAAGGCUAGCUAAAUUGUUAGUGGCUGAUGCUCACGAACGAACGUUUCACGGCGGGCAACAAUUGAUGCUCCGGUUCUUACAGACUAAAUAUUGGAUAUUGAGGGUCAAAGGUUUAAUAAGAUCACACAUUCACAACUGUGUUCCUUGUAUCCGUUACGCAGGAGCUUCUCGAAAUGCGUUAAUGGGAGAGCUACCUUCUUGUCAAGUUACACCUAGUAAACCGUUUUUAAAUGCAGGUGUCGACUUCGCAGGCCCCAUAAACAUUCGAUUUUCCAAGGGGCGAGGACAAAAAUCAUACAAGGGGUACAUCUGUUUAUUCGUUUGUAUGGCCACCCGCGCCGUACACAUCGAAGCCGUCUCGGAUUUGACGUCAGCAGGGUUUCUCGCCGCCUUCAAAAGGUUUGUCGCCAGACGUGGCCAUUGUAGCCACCUCUGGAGCGACAAUGGCACGAAUUUUGUGGGUGCUUCUCGCGAACUGCGUUGUCUGUUCAGGGAUGAGAGGAGUCGAGUCGCUUGUGAAAUAGCCGAUGCUCUAGCAAACAAUAACACUGACUGGCAUUUCAUCCCUCCUCAUUCUCCAAAUUUUGGAGGGUUAUGGGAGGCAGGGAUCAAAAGCGUAAAACACCAUUUUAAACGCGUGAUAGGAGAUAGCACUCUCACUUUUGAAGAGAUAUGCACAGUAUUAAGUCAAAUAGAAGCGUGUCUUAAUUCGAGACCGCUGUCUAAGGCCAGUUCUGAACCAGAUGUAGCUCCGCUUACACCUGACGCGGAGUGGCUUUGGGAGGCGCAUCAUUGCAAAGCGGUCGACUCCCUAAAGAAAAAGCUAUCUGAUGCACCGGUCCUGGCGUUGUACUCGCCGACGGAGGCCGUGGUGCUGUCCGUGGACGCCAGCAGCGUAGCGCUGGGCGCCGUGCUGCUGCAGGCCGGCCGCCCCGUGGAGUUCGCGUCGCUCACGCUCACAGACACGCAGACCAGGUAUGCACAAAUAGAGAAGGAGAUGCUUGCUAUCGUCUUUGCUGUGGAGCGCUUCAGGCAGUACAUAUACGGUAGGUCUGAUGUUACAUUGCGGUCGGAGAUGCUCCGCCGGGUGCACGAGGGCCACCUGGGCAUCGAGCGCUGCAAGCGGCGCGCGCGCGAGGUGAUGUUCUGGCCGGGGCUGGCGGGCGCCGUGGAGCGCGCCGUGCGGGGCUGCGCGGCGUGCGCGCUGCACGCGCCGCGGCCCCGCCGCCAGCCGCUCGAGCCGCACGCGGUGCCGGCGCUGCCUUGGCACAAGCUGGCCUCCGAUAUAUUUGAGUACAAAAGAAAGAGGAAUUCCACUCAGGAAAGACGAAAUUUAGAAGUCAUGAUGACUGAAAAUAGUGACAACGAGGAUGGUUUCCUUCUUGAUGAAAGGGUGUCUACUGCUGGACAGAGGCCUUCCUAA
Molecule: messenger RNA, 3627 nt
Organism: Ostrinia nubilalis (European corn borer)
Lineage: Eukaryota; Metazoa; Arthropoda; Insecta; Lepidoptera; Crambidae
Exons: 4
Coding region: 1-3627 (1208 amino acids)
Biological process (GO): DNA integration
Molecular function (GO): nucleic acid binding
Source: RefSeq, a predicted model, not a curated record